AUGACGAUUAUUCUAUCAAAUAACAAUUAUCUUUUUGGAGGUUAUACAGCUAUACCAUGGACUUCGGAUAAUUCAAACAAGAGUGAUACAACAGCAUUUUUAUUCACUUUGACCAAUCCUCAUGGUAUUCCACCGACUAAAUACUGCAUCAAUCCUACUGUAGCAGAAAACGCAGUUCGUCAUUACAGUACAUUUGAUCCAAUAUUUUGA
Messenger RNA from Rotaria sp. Silwood2, 210 nucleotides. NCBI's taxonomy places the organism in Eukaryota, Metazoa, Rotifera, Eurotatoria, Philodinida, Philodinidae. The record is from the annotation of a GenBank genome assembly.